This is a messenger RNA of Patiria miniata (bat star), 1632 nucleotides long. It is a transcript of the gene npepl1, whose product is annotated as probable aminopeptidase NPEPL1. The record is from RefSeq and is a predicted model, not a curated record. The transcript has 12 exons. Gene Ontology annotation, molecular function: metalloaminopeptidase activity; manganese ion binding. Gene Ontology annotation, biological process: proteolysis. Gene Ontology annotation, cellular component: cytoplasm. Lineage: Eukaryota; Metazoa; Echinodermata; Asteroidea; Valvatida; Asterinidae. Bases 37 to 1611 code for a protein of 524 amino acids.
AGGGCGCUAUAGCAUGUCCCGAGGCCUGUCAUCAACAUGGCGAGCGUACUGCUGCAGUUUUCUUCCGGAAACAGCGUUUCUGACCCGAAUGCUCGGUCAGUUUUAAUUCUUGGUCAGUUACCACACCUCAAGUCAAUUGAUUUUGAACCUGUAAGGACCAAGUUGGAGCCCAGGGUGAAUGCAGAGACAUUCAAAGCUGCUGUUGAGAGCCUGCGUCCGUCACCGACUGAUUCUGUACCUCUCUGGGUGAACAAUGCCACGGUGGCUGCCCUGCCGCUCAAGGCUAGCCGACACAAUGCCCCAUCACGAGCCCAUGCCGUCACCAAACUUGUCAAGAGCUACCUGCCUGGUCUGAGCAAGGAGUGCAUAGUGGUUGUAUGUGAGCGUAGCACUGUGUUUGCAUCUGGGUGCGCCAUUGCCAGGGCCUUCCCCAUUUUCUCGCGCAAGGCCGGCUACAAGUCGGCCGGCCCUCGCGUGGUGACCGUCGAGUUCAUCCUUGUCGGGGAGAACAGGGACAAGGGAUUGACUGAGGAGGACAUCAAGACCCUGGCAGUGACUGCCGAUGCUGUCAGGCAUGCAGCGCGCAUCGUAGACACGCCAUGCAAUGAAAUGAAUACUGAUCACUUCCUACGGGAGGUGCAGAGGGUCGGGGGAGAGCUGGGGAUCGAACCACUCAUCAUACGGGGCGAGGAGUUACAGAAACGAGGCUUUGGAGGUAUCUAUGGUGUGGGUAAGGCUGCAGCCAAUCCACCAGCCAUGGCUGUGCUGAGUCACAAACCAGACUCAGCAACGCAGACUAUCGCUUGGGUCGGGAAAGGCAUCGUCUACGACACUGGAGGCCUGUCAAUCAAAGGCAAGACGGCAAUGCCAGGGAUGAAGAGAGAUUGUGGAGGUGCAGCUGGGGUGCUGGGAGCAUUUGCAUCUGCCGUCAAAAUGGGUUUUAAGGAGAAUCUCCAUGCCAUAUUCUGUCUGGCUGAGAAUUCCGUGGGCCCCCUUUCAGCACGGCCUGAUGACAUCCAUAUUCUGUACUCGGGCAGGUCAGUUGAAAUCAAUAACACGGAUGCAGAAGGACGCUUAGUUCUUGGUGAUGGGGUAGCGUAUGCAGCGAAAGAUCUCAAGGCAGAUAUCAUACUGGAUAUGGCCACACUGACCGGUGCCCAAGGCAUAUCAACGGGGAAAUACCACGCUGGACUGCUGACCAAUAGCGAAGAGUGGGAGGAGGCUGCUGCCAAAGCUGGGAGGAGCAGUGGGGAUCUGGUGUUUCCUCUUGUGUACUGCCCAGAGCUUCACUUCUGUGAGUUUGGCAGUGUUGUCGCCGACAUGAAAAACUCGGUCAUGCAGGAUCGUGGCAAUGCACAGAGUUCUUGUGCGGGAUUGUUCAUCGGAUCUCACAUUGGAUUUGAUUAUCCAGGCACUUGGAUCCACGUUGACAUGGCUGCCCCCUCGCACAGUGGAGAGAGAGCGACAGGCUUCGGAGUGGCCCUCUUGGUUGCACUCUUCGGCCGUGCUUCCCACUCCGCCCUUCUCCAGUCGGUCUCGCCGCUGGGCCAGAAGCUGUCCAACGAAGAUGAGCUGGUGGAGAACGCAAGCAAGAAGAUACGACUCGUGUAGACAACAAAAUGUCACAAAAAA